Molecule: messenger RNA, 2494 nt
Organism: Myripristis murdjan (pinecone soldierfish)
Lineage: Eukaryota; Metazoa; Chordata; Actinopteri; Holocentriformes; Holocentridae
Gene: samd10b
Product: sterile alpha motif domain containing 10b
Exons: 5
Coding region: 207-737 (176 amino acids)
Biological process (GO): cell surface receptor protein tyrosine kinase signaling pathway
Cellular component (GO): cytoplasmic side of plasma membrane
Molecular function (GO): protein binding
Source: RefSeq, a predicted model, not a curated record
AGAGAGAGAGAGAGAGAGAGAGAGAGAGAGAGAGAGAGAGGCUUCUUUUCUCAGUGCGACUAUAGUGAAAGCUGACUACAUGCUCACGUAGGCUAGAGGAGCCAAGGCGUGCUUUAUCCUUACACUUGGUACAUUUUUUUUCCCGUCUGGCAGAAGCAUGGGAGAGUCCUGCUGACACCACGGAGAGAUACACGCUGAGACCGACUAUGGCUGUGGACGCGGCGUCCAGCUUCAGUUUUUGCCGUGCCUCCCUGGAGCACACGGUGUCUGCUGAGGAGCUGAGCUACCAGCUGCCGCGCCGCACCGGAGGCAGCAACCUGACCUGGCACGACGGCCGCGGACAGAAGACAGCACACACACGCACCGUCAAACUUCUGCAGCAGCCCGGCACAGAGGGCAUCCAGCUGCGUCCAGGUGAAGCCUUCACUGUGUACCACACCAGUCCAACGCUGUCCAGCCUGUCCAAACCCGUGGUGCUGUGGACUCAGCAGGACGUCUGCAAGUGGCUUAAGAAACACUGUCCUCACAACUACCUGACCUACGUAGAGGCCUUCUCUCAUCACGCCAUCACAGGACGGGCGUUGCUACGUCUGAACGGGGAGAAGCUAGAAAGGAUGGGCAUCGUCCAGGAGACGCUGAGACAGGAAGUUCUGCAGCAAGUCCUCCAGCUGCAGGUCAGAGAGGAGGUCCGCAACCUACAGCUCCUCAGCAGAACCUCUUUUGGAAACUUCUCUUAGCUCAUCCCUUGAUCCAUUUGGCAGCCUUUCCCUCUUCCCCGUCACAAUACGUCUCCAGGAGCCAUGGAAGAGCUGCUGCCCUCAGAUAUGUGAGCGGAGAAUCAACGAGUGAAAGGGGAGAGGACGAGCCUAUAGACGACAUGCCAGCCAGACUGGAGGAUUCCCAUUCAACACAGCCAAUCUGGUUUACAGACACUGAGGCAGAAACAAAGCCCCGCUCAAGGCAGGGGCACCCACUGUAACAUGGUGAUAAGAUGUAAGAUUCACAACCCCAAUGACGGCUUAGGCCUGUCACUGGCAUGCUGGAUCAGAGCAAAUCUUUUUGCUUUCCUAUCUCAUUUGGGUUGGUUUGAUCGGGCAAGUGAAGUGUGGUGAAAAUCACAUAUAGGCUUAUUUAUAACGUAAACAUUACAAGCGCACAAACGGGGUUCAUAGAUGUUUGUUUUUUUGUUUUUUUUUUCUCCUUCAAGGUCGAGGUCAUCAUGUAAAUAGUUCUCGGCAUGGUUUUAUAACACCCAAACCAUUGAACUCACUGAUGCUUAAAACAUGUAUGGUGUGAAAAUAAGUUUACAUGUAGCGCCACCAUUUGGCCACUGGAUCCAAAGUGAAGAAAACGCACUGGUCUUCUCCCUUGUUUGUAGCUGAAAGACUACACCAGUUGAAAAAGGAAAUACAGCUGGUCCUGACUGCAUUUCACUAAAACCAACACAAUCACGCUCAAGCCGUCAUCCAUAGGUCACAGUGCAUCCUCUCAGGAUUUUCAUUUCGAUUUUAGUGGAUCAAGAAUAUAAACAAUACAGAACAAGAGCACUAUUUGCGCAUAAGCCCUCUCUUCCUUUUCACUCUAUUGUAAACCAUGUCAUAUUAUGUACAGAGUCAUUCCUACAAUCAGUCUUUUUGAAUUUUGACUGAACUGCAGUAUGUCACUGACAAACUAUAUAUAUCUGAGCGUUGUAGAAUAAUAUAUGCUGUAGAUCUGUGUAUACUGUAACUAUACUUUAGUCUUUUAUUAAUUAAAUGGAUCCUGAGGACACGCAGCGAUAAUGUGGAAAAUGCCUGUUUCUCUAUGCUUGAUAAAGCAAUAAUUUAAAUGGUACUAGGCAAAGAGGAAUGAUUCUCUGUGGAAUACACUAUUAGAAAUCUUUUAGUAAUGAUUUGGACUGGACUGUAUGCGUGUAUGAGGUAGUUAUGUAUUUUCCCCUGGCAGCGGAUGGCCAGAUUUCACAGCUUCUGUGCUUCUUUGUGUGUAUUAGUCUGUCAUCUUUCAGACACAAACACAAAAAGAAGGGACAAGCUUCUGUUGUAUUCUACCUGUUUUCUGUCGCUGGUGUGACACUGCGAUUUCAAAUGCCCAGAAAUCCUAAAUACUAUGACGACUACCCAGAUGCGAGAUUCCCAGCGUGACUGUGAAGCAAACGCCUUUGAUCUCACUCUAGACAGCAGCAGACAGCUACGUAUGAAGUUUUACUCACAGUGGGAAAAAAAAGCAAAAAAGCUUGGCCAUCCUCCCCCUUCCAACCAUCCUUUGAGAAUGACUCUGGAUAAUGUAAGUAAGUAACUGACUGUUAAAAGGGAGAAAAAAACGCUGUUUUAUUUUUGGAAACCUGAUGUACUGUAAAUAUCAAUACUUUUGGUUUACUUUGUUAGAUCAUCGAUGAAUUGUUUGAAACAUAAAAAAGGAAUAUGGAAAUGUUAUCUGCUUUACAGAUGGAACAUGAUCAAACUGUCUUUUUAGAAUAAACUAAUCGAUAAAUUGA